AUGACGUGUCAACAUUUUCUCUACGACAGCGUGAAGAAAUGUUGUCUCAGGGGAGCUGAUUUAAGCUCUUCUGGGAUCAAACCUGCUUCCGGUCAACACUUGUACUCGCAAAGCACCAAGUACUGCGACGUGGCUCUUGGCUACAACUCGACCAUCAUGCGAACGUUCGGACUUUGUCUGAAAAUCUUCUUCUCAGCUACAGACUUCAGUUUAGCCAAUGUGUCCUGCAGCACCAUACAAGGUCGACUGGUGAUGGUCAAAUCAAACGCCACAAAGGAAUCUCUUGCAACGAUAAUGCAGGACAUGAACAUGGAUAGAGCCUGGGUAGGAAUAGACGAUAUACAGUCAGAGGGAACGUACGUCUGGUCAGACGGUUCAGUGUUGACACCAGAAGAGAAGACUGUGUAUUUAGCUGGACAACCAGACGAUCUGUACAACAACCAAGACUGCACUGUUAUCAAGAAAUACUUCAGAGCGUUAGAUGAUACAUUCUGUACGAACAAUGAAAUGUAUUUCUGUGAAUACAUUAAUUAA
Messenger RNA from Biomphalaria glabrata, 534 nucleotides. Its product is annotated as low affinity immunoglobulin epsilon Fc receptor-like. The transcript has a single exon. Bases 1 to 534 code for a protein of 177 amino acids. The record is from RefSeq and is a predicted model, not a curated record. Lineage: Eukaryota; Metazoa; Mollusca; Gastropoda; Planorbidae.